AUGAGCACCGGCCACAGCACCAUGGACAUGGUCCUCGUGAUCCUCGUGCCGCUGCUGCUGCGCCAGCUGCUGCCCCUGCUGCAGGCCGCCUGGGAAAAGUACUUGAAGAGGGCCGACAAGGGCAGCGGCGCCCACCAGCGCGUCGUGACCUACACCCAGAAGCACGCGCAGUACAGCUACAGCGGCGACAUAGACAAGGAGCCGCCCAACCACCUGCUGCAGGCCGCGAUCCUGCUGUACCUCAACCACACCGCUGACCUGGCCUCAAAGAUCACGCACGCCGACGUGCAGCUGCGGCGGGUCAAGAAGGACGCAGGCGUGGCCACAGGCGCCGCUGCUGCAGACUGGGCGUCCAAGGGCGGGGGCAGCAGCGACGACGGCGGCGGCGGCGGCGGUGACGACGGCGCGUCGUCGUCGUCGUCGGGUGACAGCUGGACCAGCUGGUGCCGCCCGUCGGGUGACGAGCUGCUGGAUCACCUGGGGGUGUCACUAGUGCCGCCGGAGGACACAUGGGUGGAGCUGGAGGCGGGACUGCGGCUCAAGCGGAUCGAGCAGAACUCGAACAGCAACGGCGACGGCAGUGGCGGCGAGGGCGGAGGCCAGAAGGCCGCGUCCAGCAGCAGCAGCACCACCACUCUCAUAGUAGAGGGCGCCACGGCGGCGCAGGUCGAUGGCUUCAUCGGCCGCGCGUGGGCCCACUUCCGGGAGGAGCGGCGCAAGAAAAAGAAGGACGAGAGCCGCUACCUUUACAUGCCGGUGCUGGGCCGCGGCGGCGGCGGCGGCGGCGGCGAGGAGGCGGGCGGCGACCGCUGGACUUACAAACGGUGGGAGGGCGGGUGCCUGCGGGAGGGGACUGCGAUCUGA
Monoraphidium neglectum is the source of this 864-nucleotide messenger RNA. RefSeq lists its product as hypothetical. Bases 1 to 864 code for a protein of 287 amino acids. The record is from RefSeq and is a predicted model, not a curated record. NCBI's taxonomy places the organism in Eukaryota, Viridiplantae, Chlorophyta, Chlorophyceae, Sphaeropleales, Selenastraceae. The transcript is spliced from 4 exons.